AUGAUUCUCUUUGUGCUUUUUAUGAGAACCUUUGGAGCAGAGGACGACCCUGUGAUCUGUAAGAUGAUGGGGAGCCCAGCGUUUCCUCUGUUAUCUAAAGAAGGAGAUAUCACAAUUGGAGGAGCUUUUUCUCUCCAUAGCCAAAUCUCAGAGCCUUCACUCUCUUUCACAGAUACUCCAGAACCACUAACAUGCUCCAGGCUAAAUUUCAGAGAGUUUCGUUUUGCUCAAACAAUGAUUUUUGCCAUUGAAGAGAUCAACAAUAGUAGCUCUCUGCUGCCUAGUAUUUCCAUUGGUUACAAGCUAUUUGAUACCUGUGGUUCAACGCUGCCCUCCUCUCGUGCAGCGAUGGGUUUAUUGAACGGACGAGAAAGGACUUUAGGAAAAAACUGCUCCAGCCAGUCAUCAGUUCAGGCCAUCAUUGGAGCCUCUGAGUCUUCCUCCACGAUUGUGAUGCUACAGAUUUUAGGGAUCUUCCAAGUACCAGUGAUUAGCCACUUUGCCACGUGUGCUUGCCUGAGUAACAGAAAAGAAUUCCCCUCUUUCUUCAGAACCAUACCCAGCGACUACUACCAGAGCAGAGCUUUGGCUAAACUGGUCAAGCACUUUGGCUGGACCUGGGUUGGGGCAGUUAGAAGUGACAAUGAUUAUGGCAACAAUGGCAUGGCAACAUUUGUCAAAGCUGCAAGUCAGGAAGGAGUCUGUGUUGAGUACUCAGAAGCCAUCUCAAGGACCGCUGACCAGAGUGACCAGGUUGCCAGGGUGGUCAGAGUGAUCAAAAGCAGCAGUGCAAGGGUUUUAAUCGCCUUCCUUGCCCAGGGUGAGAUGAAUGUUCUGCUUGAGGAAGCUCUGAAGCAGAACUUGACUGGGCUUCAAUGGGUGGGCAGUGAGUCCUGGAUUACAGCAGGUCAUCUAGCCAAUAAAAGGUACUCGGGAAUACUGAUGGGGUCUCUGGGCUUCACCCUAAGAAAAACAAAGAUACCAGGCUUGCAAGAGUUUCUUUUGCAGGUUAACCCGAGCCAGGAUCCUCAGAAUAAUCUGCUGAGAGAGUUCUGGGAAGCAACAUUUGGCUGCAGUUUUGAGUCCAGUCUGACUGGCCCUACAGCAUGCUCUGGCUCUGAAAGACUAGAUGAUAUUAAUAACCCUUUUACAGAUGUGUCAGAGCUAAGGAUAUCUAACAAUGUGUAUAAGGCUGUGUAUGCUGUAGCUCAUGCCAUGCACAACAUGUUAGAGUGUGGUCAAAGUGGCAAAGCAAUAAAUGAGGCAUGUAUGUGGAAAGAUGAUUUUGAGCCACAACAGGUUUUGAGACACCUCCAAGAUGCAAAUUUUACACUACAGUCAGGAGAAAGGCAGUAUUUUGAUGAAAACGGAGACCCUGCAGCAACCUAUGAGCUGGUGAAUUGGCAGAAAGACCAAACAGGGGAGACGGUCUUUGUGGCUGUAGGGAGCUAUGAUGCUUCACUACCGAACGGAAAGCAGUUUACCAUGAAUGGGAUAAACAUAGCUUGGACUGCCGGAUCCCCAAAGAGGCCGGAGUCUGUCUGCAGUGAGAGUUGUCUGCCGGGUUUCAGACAAGCUGUUAUCAAAGGUAAACCCAUCUGCUGCUUCUCCUGCAUUGCCUGUGCUGCUGGAGAGAUCAGCAACUCCACCAGUUCUGCAGAGUGUUCCCCGUGUCCCAUGGAGUACUGGUCAAACGAAGAUCAUAGCCAGUGUGUCCCAAAGGUGAUUGAGUUCCUCUCAUAUGGAGAAACCAUGGGCGCCCUCCUCGCUGCUUUCUCACUGUUUGGAGCUUCUAUAACAAUAGUGGUGUUGUGUGUCUUCUCUUGGUUCCGUCAUACCCCUCUCGUCAAAGCCAGCAACUCUGAGCUGAGCUUCCUGCUGCUCUUCUCCUUGGCCCUGUGUUUCCUGUGUUCUUUGACUUUCAUAGGCCAGCCAACUGAGUGGUCCUGCAUGCUGCGGCACACAGCUUUCGGCAUCGCUUUCGCCUUAUGCAUGUCUUGUAUCUUGGCAAAAACCAUAGCAGUGGUUAAUGCUUUUAGAGCCAACAGGCCUUCCAACACAGUCCCUCAGUGUUCGGCUGCACUUCAGAGAGCCAGUGUUCUCAGCUGUACUCUGCUUCAAGUGUUGGUUUGUUUGCUGUGGUUAACUCUUGCCCCACCUUACCCUUACAAAAACACAGCUUAUGCCAUUGAAAGGAUUAUUUUGGAGUGUGAUUUGGGGUCUCCCAUAGGGUUUUGGGUUGUGUUGGGAUAAGGACUCCUGGCGGUGCUGUGCUUUAUCCUUGCUUUUCUGGCUCGAAAGCUACCUGAUAAUUUUAAUGAAGCCAAAUUCAUCACCUUCAGCAUGCUCAUAUUCUGUGCAGUAUGGAUUGCUUUUAUCCCAGCGUAUGUCAGCUCUCCUGGGAAAUUUACUGUAGCUGUAGAGAUAUUUGCUAUUCUGGCCUCAAGCUUUGGGUUGCUUUUUUGUAUAUUUGCCCCAAAAUGUUAUAUUUUACUACUACAACCAGAGAAAAACUCCAAAAAACAUAUGAUGGGGAGAAAAUAA
Messenger RNA from Notolabrus celidotus (New Zealand spotty), 2544 nucleotides. Its product is annotated as extracellular calcium-sensing receptor-like. Gene Ontology annotation, molecular function: G protein-coupled receptor activity. Gene Ontology annotation, cellular component: membrane. The record is from RefSeq and is a predicted model, not a curated record. Gene Ontology annotation, biological process: G protein-coupled receptor signaling pathway. Lineage: Eukaryota; Metazoa; Chordata; Actinopteri; Labriformes; Labridae.